This is a messenger RNA of Photinus pyralis (common eastern firefly), 3793 nucleotides long. Its product is annotated as protein dispatched-like. NCBI's taxonomy places the organism in Eukaryota, Metazoa, Arthropoda, Insecta, Coleoptera, Lampyridae. Gene Ontology annotation, cellular component: membrane. The coding region runs from base 371 to 3598 and encodes 1075 amino acids. The record is from RefSeq and is a predicted model, not a curated record. The transcript is spliced from 9 exons.
GCGAAAGCUUCUAUUUUUGUCCUCCAUUUUUUUAAAUUCGCGCGCAAUCCCGGAAAACUGCGCGUACUAUUUAUAAACGGGCUAUAGCUACCCCCAACCCCUAUAGAAGCACUUUUUUUUUUAAUGUAUUGUAUUGUAUUUGAAUACCUGCUCAAGGUUAUAUAUACAAGAUUUUUUUGCUUUACUGUGACUAUCUCACUCUUUGAGAUGAAAUCUGAGAGCAUCUCUUCGUCCUUCUAGACGCAUUUACGACUCUAAAAUGGUGUAGGUUACCGUUAGUUACUGCUGGGGAUGUCUGAAGGAUGGCCAGGUAAAUGGCAGGGCAGUUCUCAUUAUUUUGAAUUUCUGUUGGGUGUGUAGAGGAUUAACUAUGAAUUUUCACUGGCUAGCGCACAUUUUAAUACAUCAUCCUUUGGUCAUUCUUUUUGGAGUGCUUGUAUUUUCUGUCACCUGCCUUAUUAUUCCUUUUACCCUUAAAUCUCUCCCGGACUUUUCUGAUCCACAAAUGGGUUUUGAAACACGAGGAACCGUUCUGUCCAGUAGAUUAACGACUUGGAAAAAUUUGGAAAAAUCGACAAAAUUCUCGGGACCUUUUGCAGUUAAUCCUAAAGAAUUUUUGGAACAAAAAGAUUACAGUACGAGAAAUAAUUUUAAGCAAGCCUUAAAUGAGUCUUCGCCCAAUAUAUUUAUUAAUGUUUACAAUGAGACUAGUCGUAAAAGUGAAAAGAACAAUUGGCUCACAUUGCAAAAUCUCAUUAAGCAUAAGUCACCAGGACAGCACAAUACACAUCGCAUAGCAAAGGAAGGUUACUUUUGUGGUCAACCCGAUCAUGACUAUGCGCAUGCAGUAUUAAAAUCUGAUAUGGAUGCAGACUUAUUUACCAUGGAGUCAUUGUCAGCCCUGUGUAGAUUGGAAUAUGAAUUAGUGCAAGCCCAGUAUUAUAAAGAGUUGUGCUUGCAUCCAUUCAAAAGACCGAAGAAAUGUUGUAAACCUUGGUCUCUUUCUAAUUAUAUUGCUCAGUUACAUAACAGAACUUCUUGUUUAGCAAUUGUGGAAGAAGAUAUCCAGAAUAUGAAAAACUUGUUACAGUCCUGUUCACAAUACUACCAUAAUUUACAAUUAGCUCCAGAUUGUUAUGAACGAGGGCAUUGUAAAGUUCCUGUAGACUGUGUGAAGAAUAACGCUGUGUUCAACAUAUUAAAUUUUUUAACAAGUACUUCCUUCCUUCCUCCUAAUGAAAUAAUGAAGACUGAGUUAAAAGAAACAAUGAUAUUUUUACCUAUUGCUAGUAGCACAGCUGCUUUAGAGUAUUACAAAGAUUUAAAAGAUGUAAAUUUAAAGUUUCAUGGGAUUUCUUUGGUUGCCAUAGAAUUUGGGAUCAAAAGUGCUUUAUUCGACAGGUGCUUAAUUGAGGAUGCUUGGUUUAUGACUGCAGGGGGAGUGUUUGUAUUUUUAUGCAUUUGGUUCUACACCAGGUCUUUGUUUAUUACGUUCAUGACUGUGAUUGCCAUCCUAUUCUCACUUGGCAUUUCAUAUUUCGUGUAUACACUUGUUUUUGAACUGAGAUUCUUUCCAUUUAUGAAUUUGUUAGCUACAAUUGUUACUAUUGGCAUUGGAGCUGAUGAUGUCUUCAUAUUCUGCAAAGCAUGGCAUAAUUCAAAGAAACAGAAAGAAAAUUCAGUUAUCCAAAUGGUUAAUGACGCAUUUGAUCAUGCAUUAGUUUCGAUGUUGAUUACUUCGGUCACAACGGCCGCCGCUUUUUUAGCAUCGUACAUUAGUUCUAUAACAGCGAUACGUUGUUUCAGUGUUUUCGCAACAACUACCAUAAUUGUUAACUGCAUAUUGAUGAUGUCAUGGUUACCUGCGAGUAUAUUAAUUGCCGAAAGAUUCCAGACCAAGUGCGCAACAAUCUUUACUUUCCGCUCAUCACCAUUGAUAACAUACUGGAAAUGUUUGGAGCAAUUUUGGAGGUACCAGUUCAGCUUUUUUAUAUCGCUGUGGAAUAACAAAGAUCAGCUGGUGGCAGAUAUUGUGAUAAAGUUUCGCCUGUUUUGGUUAAUAUUCCUGUCAGCUGUAGCCAUUUGUAGCGCUGUUAUGGUGUUGUACUAUCCUAAGCUGCAACUUCCGAAUACUCCCGAUUUUCAAUUAUUUGAGAGUUCGCAUCCAUUUGAAAAAUAUGAUUUGAUUUACAAAAAUCAUUUCUGGUUCGAACGCUCUGAAAAGAGUGGUAAUGGAAACCCUGCAAACUACAAGCUGCCUUUACGUUUCGUUUGGGGGGUAUUACCUGUUGACAAUGGCAAUUACUUAGACCCACAAUCAUUAGGAAAACUUCAAUUAGAUUCGAAUUUUAAUAUGUCUCAAAAGGAAUCUCAAAGCUGGCUUUUAAAUUUUUGCCGUGCAAUUCGAAAGCAGCCUUUUUAUCAAACAACAUUAGGUGCACUGCUGCCAAAUUGUUUUAUUGAAUCAUUCAUGUCAUGGAUGCAGCGGCGAUGUGUAGAUCCUAUUGAUAAUAUGGAUCGUAGACCUUGCUGUGAAAAGGAACAUUUCCCUUACAAUAGUACUGUAUUUGAUCAAUGUAUUGUGUAUGCAAUGAGUGAUCUGUAUGAAACUCCAUCGGAAUAUUUUAUCCCAGGUAUGGCUGGUCCGAAAUUUUCUAAAGACCAGUUUCCGACAAUAAAAGCUGUUGUUGUUGAAUAUGAUAGCAAUUAUUCAUACUCAAUGUCGUACGAACAUAUGCACACUUUUUUUACACAAGUUGAAGAAUGGAUGAAUGAACAGUUAAGGAGUGCGCCGACGAGUAUGAAAAGGGGAUGGUUCGUUAGUGACUUGGAAUUUUAUGAUUUACAACAUGUCUUGUCACAAGGCACCAUUGCUGCAAUUGGCAUUUCGAUGGGUUUGGCCCUGGUUGUUUUAUUGGUGGCCACUUUAAAUAUCCUAACUAGUUUUUACGCCAUCUUAACCAUCACGUGCAGUAUAUUUGUUAUAAUGGCAAUUUUAGUGUCAUUAGGCUGGAAAUUAAAUGUAUUAGAGUCAAUCGCUGUUUCAACAGCGAUUGGACUUGCAGUAGAUUUCAGUCUACAUUACACUGUGCAUUAUAGAUUGUGCCCCACUAGUGACAAUCGUGUGAAAAGUACUCGAUAUGCACUCGCUAACAUGGUGGGGCCGUCACUAAUGGCUGCUACUACUACUAGCGCAGCAGGCGCUUUUAUGAUGCCGUCAAUUAUACUACCGUACAUACAAAUCGGAAUAUUUUUAAUUACAGUAAUGAGUGUCAGUUGGCUGUAUGCUACCUUCUAUUUAGGUUCAUUAUUGGCAGUUGCUGGACCUGAAAAUCAAUUCGGCCAAUUCCAUUAUUCAAAAUUACUUUGUUACUUUGGUUCUAAAAAAGCAACAAGGGAAAGACGAACAUCACUGACACUAUGUGACACCCAUGAACUUGAUUCGCUAACCAGUAAGUGUGGACAUGCGUAUUCAGCAAAUAGAACAUUACGACGAUCGUUAAGUGGCGACAAAAACAAUGUGUUUCAGUAUUUUCACGAUCAGUCUCCAUCUGCCACUAGUGUUAUAACUAUCAUGGCAGACGAUAAUGUAAUGUAAAAUACCUACCUCUGUGAUAUGUUUAUUGAUUAUUUUUUUAUUUUUGACAUCUUCAAUAUGAAAAAAAGAUAAAUGUAGGUAAGUAAGCGUAUGUACUUGUACCACAUAUAUUUUGCAUUGAAAAUUAAAAAAAAUGGUCGGUGAUGUACUUACUAUGUACCUACUUAUGUAUGAAAUAUAAAACUGAUGUAUAAA